CAUGCGCGGAGUGGAGGCGCGAUGGCAGGUGUCGGGGUCGAGCGGCUGCAGGCGAUGGUGCGGUUUGCGCUGCUGGUGCUCACUGUGUGUGCUGCUGGUGCCCAUGGGCUAUAUUUCCACAUCGGCGAGACUGAGAAGCGUUGCUUCAUCGAGGAAAUACCCGACGAGACCAUGGUCAUCGGCAACUAUCGAACCCAGAUGUGGGACAAGCAGAAGGAGGUCUUCCUGCCCUCGACCCCUGGCCUGGGCAUGCAUGUAGAAGUGAAGGACCCGGACGGCAAGGUGGUACUGUCCCGGCAAUAUGGUUCCGAGGGCCGCUUCACGUUCACGUCGCACACACCCGGUGACCAUCAGAUUUGUCUGCACUCCAACUCCACCAGGAUGGCCCUCUUCGCUGGAGGCAAACUGCGUGUACACCUGGAUAUCCAGGUUGGGGAGCAUGCCAACAACUACCCUGAGAUUGCUGCUAAGGAUAAGUUAACAGAGCUCCAGCUUCGUGCUCGCCAGCUGCUUGAUCAGGUGGAACAGAUCCAGAAGGAGCAGGAUUAUCAGAGGUAUCGUGAAGAACGCUUCCGCCUGACGAGUGAGAGCACCAAUCAGAGGGUCCUGUGGUGGUCCAUCGCCCAGACUGUCAUCCUCAUCCUCACUGGGAUCUGGCAGAUGCGGCACCUCAAGAGCUUCUUUGAGGCCAAGAAGCUGGUGUAGGGCUCUUGCCGUAUAACCCUUCCCUUUUGCCCCAAUUAGUUGAUCAUUUCCCCCCCCAGCCCCACCCACCUGGAUUUUGAGGAGGAAAAGUGAAAAAUCAAUGUGUCUCACAUUGGUGUCAUGGCAAUACGCCGUUGAGAUCAGCUACCUUUUGACCCUGGUUCUCCAAGAAGCAGACAUUGGUCCAUGCUUUCAAAAUCUGCCUUAGGGUUUGGGAGAAGUUGGAAUUAACCCAAGAUCAAAUCAUUUCUUUUGCCCCUGAUGAUUCUCCUGUUUUUGAAGAGAUGACCAAAUGGUCUUCUGUUUUCUGGUUGUCUAUUUCUGCAGUAGACAGCUGGCAUGUCCCAUGGAGGAGGCCCUGCCUCGGUGUUCCUGGGUCAGUCCUGAGUUCUUUCAAUGUAUUGUGAAUGUAAAUAAGGGGCAGUUCUUGGCCCUGAAGGAUCGAGAUGUUUUCUAUAUUUUAGAACUAUUUUUGGAUAAAUUAUAUGUAUUUUCCUUCCUGGUUGAAUCAUCACUGCCUGUAAUAGCCAAAAGCACCAAUCCAGACCUUAUGCAUUCUACUUAUUCCCACACUUUUAGUAACUGCCAUGAUGUGCUCAGAAUUUCAACAGUCUGGGGCCAGAAAGCAGAUACUGUAGUUACUCUCAAGUCCAUGUUACAAGGCCAUGAAGAGUUCUCUUGAACACUUGUGAGUCUGACCCGUCAGUCCCAGAGUUGAAGAGAGGGACAGAGUAACUUGGAGCAGUGCAUUCUCCCUCAGUUUUCAUUAAGCAGUGGCAAUGGUUUGUGUUGUUUUUGAGGCAGUCUCUGUUGCUGUGGCUGGCCUGGAGCUCCCUAUGUAGACUAGCCUCAGAUCCACCUGUGACCUACCAGCUGCUGUGACUAAAGAGGCAUGUACCACCACACCUGACAAAUAUUUCCUUCAAGGGAACCAGAUUUUGGUUCUGUAUGCAGAUUUUUUUUUCCAAUGAAAUAAACAUAGUAGCUAUGUUUGAUAGACAAUAAUAGGUUGUGGACAGAGGUAAGCCCCCCCCCAAAAAAAAAGACGGGGAGGUUACUGGUGUAGACAUCUUGCCUUUGUAGAAAAUGUGGGGUAGACUUCAAUGGGUACUCUUGCUAAGACUUGGCCUGGGAGUGGAUGAGUGAAUUGCUUAACCCUUCUGUAAGGUCACCCUAGUAGAUAAGAUGUUAGCAAGGAACUAGCAAAACAAAGGCCCUGAAUCAUAAACAGCUCUUAAGACAUGUUCCUCACCCCCUUCUGUAUAAGCUUCAUGCCAGUAGUUGCCCAUUCUUGAUAUUUUAUUUCACAGUUUUAUUAUAUAUUUAUUUGGAAUAUUUAUUAAAUUUUCUUUUUCUGACUUAUA
Chionomys nivalis (European snow vole) is the source of this 2069-nucleotide messenger RNA. It is a transcript of the gene Tmed4, whose product is annotated as transmembrane p24 trafficking protein 4. The transcript is spliced from 5 exons. Lineage: Eukaryota; Metazoa; Chordata; Mammalia; Rodentia; Cricetidae. Gene Ontology annotation, cellular component: endoplasmic reticulum; Golgi apparatus; COPII-coated ER to Golgi transport vesicle. The coding region runs from base 22 to 705 and encodes 227 amino acids. Gene Ontology annotation, biological process: Golgi organization; positive regulation of canonical NF-kappaB signal transduction; endoplasmic reticulum to Golgi vesicle-mediated transport. The record is from RefSeq and is a predicted model, not a curated record.